GCAUAUAGCAGUGCAAGAUAACGACCAGAUGGCCAAAAUGUUUGCGUCAAUGGAACCAAUACGCACAGACACUAUAGUGGCGCCACGUCCGGAAGUGAGCAGCAUACCCAUGGAAGGACCUGCACCAGCAUCUAAUUUUCAUGCGGAUUUGUUGCAGCAAAUGGCAGCCAUGCAGCCUGGUUUCCUUCCAUUGCCUUUACAAGUCCCCCACGACUCUCUCAUGCAAGUACCGGCUGCUCAUGUGGUUGCGUCAAAAGUGCAAAUGGAAGUACCGACAUCGGCACGCCUGACGACUGAAGGUACACCUGAAGUAGCUACCGCUUCGACUGCGUCGAAACGAACGAUCGAGCUACAGCAAGCUCCCGUUACUCAAGGACCGUUCGUGGCCACAAUAGCAACGUCUUCGGUGCCAUCUGUGGGUGCUUUGUUAUCGGAAACAGCUAGCCAAGGUGUGUGUGUUUUAUGUGGGCGUAGGGGGGAGCAUUCACAUACGCAGCCGGAAUCGACUAAGAAACCUGCGUGUGGUAUUUGUUCGCCACAGCCAACAAAACCGCUACAACCGCUACAACCGCCACAAACAAGCGAAUUACCAGCGGUGCCGCCGUUAAAGGGACCGAGUGGAAAGUCUACAAAAACAGAGAAUUCGCUGGUGGUACUUGUUCCACCAGUUCACCAAUCAGUUGAAUUAGAUGUCCCAAAAGAUGGCACACCUGUUGAGAGUCCCGGAGACAAAGNCCCCGCCAAUCGAAACAGAA
Molecule: messenger RNA, 755 nt
Organism: Rhagoletis zephyria (snowberry fruit fly)
Lineage: Eukaryota; Metazoa; Arthropoda; Insecta; Diptera; Tephritidae
Source: RefSeq, a predicted model, not a curated record